Tarenaya hassleriana is the source of this 406-nucleotide messenger RNA. RefSeq names its product 60S ribosomal protein L39. NCBI's taxonomy places the organism in Eukaryota, Viridiplantae, Streptophyta, Magnoliopsida, Brassicales, Cleomaceae. The record is from RefSeq and is a predicted model, not a curated record. Gene Ontology annotation, molecular function: structural constituent of ribosome. The coding region runs from base 100 to 255 and encodes 51 amino acids. Gene Ontology annotation, biological process: translation. The transcript has 3 exons. Gene Ontology annotation, cellular component: ribosome; cytosolic large ribosomal subunit.
GCCCUUUUUUUUCUCCAUUCUCUCAAGGUCUCUGCCGAUUCUAGGGUUUCUUUCAUCGUGUCUCCUCUCCCACGGCGGCAGAAUAAUUAGGAGGCCAAAAUGCCGUCACACAAGACCUUCAGGAUCAAGAAGAAAUUGGCGAAGAAAAUGAGGCAGAACCGACCGAUCCCUCACUGGAUCCGUCUCCGUACUGACAACACCAUCAGGUACAACGCGAAACGCAGGCACUGGCGCCGUACGAAGCUCGGAUUCUGAGCAUCAGGUUCUUUGUUAGAUUUCGCGUUUACGUUCUUGACUUUGUUUUUGAAUUUUCAAAUUGCCAAUGUAGUUUUGGGUUAAUCUCUGAAUUGUUGUGCGUGUUUCUCGGAUUCUGUCGAUUCCUUAUGUCAUAUCCAUUUCCCCCAUC